Naegleria gruberi is the source of this 2766-nucleotide messenger RNA. RefSeq lists its product as uncharacterized. The record is from RefSeq and is a predicted model, not a curated record. Bases 1 to 2766 code for a protein of 921 amino acids. Lineage: Eukaryota; Heterolobosea; Eutetramitea; Acrasida; Naegleriidae. The transcript has a single exon.
AUGCUUCCAUCAUCAUCUACAAGCUCUCAUUUAAGUGAUUGCACCAACAACAACCAUUCACCAACCGGUGAACUCCCACCAACUCAACAGGAUGAGAGCGCCUUAGUAUCAAAGAACUCAUCAUCGCGAGUUUAUCAAAUGAAUGAUUUGCUAAACAACAAGGAGUAUAUUGGCUCCAAAUCAAUCAAUGUUGAUUAUAACGGAGUUACUUAUUGUUUGGAUGCUGAGUUUACUAUGCAGUCAUUUCAUCACAUAAUGGCAUUAUUAAAUCAUAAUAACAAUUUUAUUGGUGUUGCUCAAUCAAUUAAAGAUUUAGACACAAUGAUACAGCCUUAUAUGCAUCAAAAGGAUGUUGUGUCAGAUAUUUUACAAGAGAUUGAAAGAAUGAACAAGAUGGAUAACCCUCCCGAAAUGACUGAUGAAGAAAUUCGAAAAGAAUCCCUUAUUCGUAAUGUAGAAUCAUCAUCACCGAAAGAGAAGGAAAAGAUGUUAGAAGAGAUCAAUGACAAUUUGGAAGCUAGCUUAAUUGAUUAUGAUGUUGAAGAUCUCCUUGUGGCAAGCUAUACUCCAAAAAAAAAGAAAUCUGCUGUUAUUCGACCAGAGUUCAAUGAGGAAAUUGAUUCAAAUUUAGAUUUAACAAUUGUUGAUGAUUUGGAUGAAGAUAUUUCCAAGGUUGUCACUGUAAUGAAGCUUCAUAAGCAUAUCAAUACUAGACAAUUUGAAGCUUAUUCAGGAAUUGUCUAUGUGUCGUUUUGGAAAGAACAAAUCAAAGGCAAAACAGCGUGGUCAAAGAUUCAACCGAAACCAUUCCCUAUUGAAAAGAUAACCUACCUUAGAUUUUUGAUAUUCAGUCGAGCUAGUGGUUUUUCGCAUAAGACAAUGAAAGGGUGCUUUGUGUAUGGAUUGAACAAAUUCAUAAAAAGACAUCCUAAAUUCGGUGAAAGUCCAGUCAUUCUAUUUAAGGAAGCUAUUCAACAAACAACAAUGGGCUUGAUUCGAUUAUAUGGGUGUGAAGUGUACAAAGUUGCUCCAAUGAUGUUUUCUGAGGUCUACAAAGUUACCUAUGCUGCUGAUUUGACAAAAGUUGAAGAUCUUACUGAUGUUGCCAUCAUGCAUGUUAUUCGAGCUACUGGAAUGAGAGGAGAUUCUCUUAUUUGGAUAAGACUUGAAGAUGUAAAAUUUCAAAAAGUUGAAUAUUAUCUUAAUGAUGAUAAAUGGUUCGUUAUUCACACUUCUAUGGAAGUGAAGAAAGACAAGCGUACAACCACUUCAUCAAGGAAUGUGUCAAUAUUUGGAAAGCAGAAUCAUACUCUCUGUUCAUCAUUCAUUUUAUUAUAUUAUUUGUGGUACACUCGUUCUGAGAUAUUUGCCAACUUUAAUUCUAAUUGGGAAAAAUUCAUUUCAGAUGGUAAAUUCACAUUUAAGAAUGAUGUAGUGAAAGAAUUUUUAUUUUUCAAAAAACAAUCUAAAUCUCAAUGUUGUUCAAAUGGAAUAUCAGAAUAUAUUAGAAAUAUCACCAAGAGAAUUUUAAAUGUCAUGUAUUGUGCACGUGCUGGUAGAUCUGGUAUUGUGGUAGAAAACAUGUUGGUUGAUAUUAUUCGAAACCAUAUUGUGCAAGAGCAAACAAAGAGUGCAAUUUCAUUCAUGCUAGGACAUGUCAGUAAGCGCUCAAUUAAAUCAUAUGAAAGAUAUGCUUUCAAAAUAUUCAACCAACUACCAGAGAGGUACCUUGCAGAUACUGUACAUCAUCGGCAGAUGAUAUUUCAAUAUGUUCAAGGAUCUAUUCAAGAUUAUGGAUUUUCAUCAUCUGAUACAUUGGAAACUACUUUUCAUAAUAUUUUGAAUGUUGAAUUGUCACCAUCUUCAUAUAUAACAUCUAGAAAAUCCAAUCCUAAUGGUUGCGUACCUUUCAAAUAUCUAUUUAUGAGAGAUGAAUGUAUUGAUGAGAGCGUUGGAUUUAUGAAUAUUCCUCAAACAAACAAGAAUAUAAUUUCUCAAAGAAAAUCACUUCCACAAACAAGAGUUGAUUUCAAAUGCAAGACUUGGCUAAUUGACAACAUACCGAAACUGAAGUUUCUUUUUGGAAAGACGGUUGCAUUAACAGAAACUACUAAUUUCAUGGGAUCUAUCUAUAGAUCUCUUAUGGCAUUUUCAGAUCUUGAAAUUGUUACAGAGGAAGAUAAAAAACAAUUCAACAAAAAUUAUUGGAAGGUAAAAAGUCGGGUUAUUACAAAAUUCAAGAUAUUACUAAAUAGUUAUUGGAAUAGUUCAGAAAGGGAUGUGUUUUUUGAAGAUUUGGUUUCACAUGUGAAUCGUUAUUUGAAAGAUCAUCAUUGGUUUGAUGGUGUAACCAUCCCAUUAAAUCCUGAAGAUUUGCAAAAGUUCUUCUCUGAAUUUAAAAUGACACCAGAAGAAUAUAAGAAAUGUUCCUCUUUUAGAUCCAAGAAGGAAAAGAAAGGAGGUACCAAAAGGAGAUGGGCAGAUAUGUCAGAUGAUUCUUCAGCUGAUUCUUCAGAUUUACAAGAUACUCAAACAGAUGAUAUAUUUGUAGUUGAUGAGAUUUUAGACCAUCAAUUAAUCGAAAAAGAUAUAGAUAUUGAUUCUGAUCUUUUAUUACCAAAAUAUUUCAAUUACCUUGUAAAAUGGCAAGGUUAUGGUUACAAACAAUCAACAUGGGAACCUUUCGAUAACUUUGUUGAUGAAAGUAUGGUUUUACGUUACUUUAAUGAUUAUAUAUACCCUUUAGAUGACUAUAUUGAUGAUUAA